This is a messenger RNA of Andrographis paniculata, 1827 nucleotides long. Its product is annotated as transcription factor bHLH78-like. Bases 193 to 1506 code for a protein of 437 amino acids. Gene Ontology annotation, molecular function: DNA-binding transcription factor activity; protein dimerization activity. NCBI's taxonomy places the organism in Eukaryota, Viridiplantae, Streptophyta, Magnoliopsida, Lamiales, Acanthaceae. Gene Ontology annotation, biological process: regulation of DNA-templated transcription. The transcript is spliced from 8 exons. Gene Ontology annotation, cellular component: nucleus. The record is from RefSeq and is a predicted model, not a curated record.
UCCCCUUUCCCUUUGCCCACUUUCCUUUCUGCUCUGUUUCUUCCCUUUUGCCCUUUUGUGCAUUAUUACAAACCCAAAUUUCUGCAGCAAUUAAUUAAUGUCGAAGUUUUUAAGGAUUUAGGAAUCUUGCUGUGUCCAUUUUCGAAGUAAUUCGAGCUCAGCUUUAGUGGCAAUUUUGCUCUGUUUUGGAUAAUGGAUAAAGAUUGCUUUAAUGGCGACGGAAUUCCGUUGCUAGAAUUUCAGACUGCAAUGGCAGGUUGGAAUGGACUAAAUUGCCCCUCCGAUUUGUCCUUCUUUACGCCCAGUUCACAUUUCGACGCCUCCUUUACCUCAAUUGCCCCUCCGCCGCCGCCGCCGUUCAUCGGAAAAUUGGGCGCCGCCGAGAACGGCGGCGGCGAGUCCAAUUUCACGGCGGGUUUGAUAAACCCUAGUCUGGGAAAUUCAGCGCCGCCGGUCCUUCCGCCGCCGCCGCCGCCGAUUCCGGCGGAUCCGGGGUUUAUUGAGAGGGCGGCGAAAUUCUCCUGCUUCGGCAGCCGGAGUUUUAACGGCAGAGCGUCGCCGAUCCGGAAUUCCCGGUCGCCGGCGGCGCCAUUAAUGCACGAUUCGAAGCUUCCUCGAGUUUCGAGCAGCCCCGCGCUGAAGCCCACCGGAUCGCCGCCGCUGAUCGACGGCGCCACCGUGUCCGUCUCCGACAAGAAAUUGGCGGCGUCCGGCGCCGACUCCAACGAGGAAUCCUCCGUCUCCGAACAGCAAAUCGAAACACUUUCAAAGAAUCCAAAUCAAAAUCAGAUCGCGAAUUCUCGCAAAAGGAAAUCCCCCCUCAAGAGCGGCGCCGACGAAAUUGGCGCCGGAAAACGGUCGAAGCCGACGCCAACAUUGUCGAACAACGACGAUAACAAAAUUAACUCAAAAAAGACGACAGCGGCGACAGCUGAGCCUCCAAAGGAUUACAUUCAUGUCCGAGCAAGACGAGGCCAGGCAACUGACAGCCACAGCCUCGCCGAAAGGGUCAGGCGAGAGAAGAUCAGCGAGCGGAUGAAGCUUCUGCAGGAUCUCGUCCCGGGUUGCAAUAAGGUUACUGGGAAAGCAUUGAUGCUGGAUGAAAUCAUAAAUUAUGUUCAGUCAUUACAGCGCCAGGUUGAGUUUUUGUCGAUGAAAUUGGCAUCAGUGAAUCCAAGCCUCGAUUUCAACAUGGAAUCUCUUAUCUGCAAGGAUAUGUUUCAGCAGCAAUUGUACACAUCGGCGGCGGCGGAGGUACCACACUACCAGCAAAACGUACAACCGCAAAUGCACGACGCCGCAAGGGGUCCUCCCGACGCUUCUCUUCCGUCAAGACUCAAUUUUUCUCCACUUCAUGAUCAUAACAGUCAAUUUACUGAAAAUUUCCCUCAGUUCCCUGGUGGAUUAUUGAGUGAAGACGAUUUGCAAAGCAUUGUGCAGAUGGGGUUUCUUCAGAACCCUCUUCCCAAUUUCACUGCUGUUCCAAAUAUGAAAGUUGAAAGGUGAUUUUGUUGGCUGAUAUCAAAGGAAGAGAUUUAUAUUAUAUAUAUAUAUAUAUAAUAAAUUUAUAUAUAUGUCAUUCUUCUGUAUAUAUAAAUAUAUAAAUUAUUGUAAUAUUAUUAUUAUAUAUAUAUAUAUAUAUUUUUUUUUUUUAAAGUGAGAGUUUUUUAGUUCACCUGCAGCAGCCAAGCUGGAUGAAGAAUUAUUCUAAUUCCCCAACUCACAAUUAGUUGCAAGAAUCAAGAUUAUGAUUAUUACUAUUAUUUUGGUUUUUUAUUUUAUUUAAAUUUUUGGAGGACUUUUUUUUUUUUUUUUCCUUGUAAUAUU